AUGACUACUAGGUUGGAUGGGUUGGCGAGUAAGCUUGAGCAAAGUUCGAAGAGUACUCAAGCAACGUUUCAGGAUAUUGAAGCUAGGUUGGAAAGGCUAGGAAACUCAAGCAGGCAGCCCGGUACCCUACCGAGCAACACUCAGCAGAACCCGAAACCUCAACAAAACAGCCAAGGAUCUGGAGCUAAGUACAACCAUCCGAAUGCAAGAAAUGAGCAAGUCAACGCAAUCACGACGAGAGCAGGUAACUCUUAUAACUCUGCAAAUGUUUCACCUAAUGUUGUUACUCCUCUCGUGCAGAUUGAACCAGAAGUUGCAGUUGAUGAAGAGAUCGAGAUGGAGCCAAUCCCGGCCAUUCCAUCUAAGAAAGCCGAGAAACCUACUGAUGAGGCACCUCCCGUGAAGCCUUACAAACCGAAGGUGCCUUAUCCUCAACGGUUGAAGCAAGGGAAGAUAAAGGCGAACUUCAAGAAGUUCGUUGAUCUGAUUCAGAAUGUUAACAUUACUGUUCCAUUAGUUGAUCUCCUUGCAGCUCUUAGGCACCCUUACUCUUGUGAUGAAUCGUGUUUCAGGGUCGAUGUGGUUGAAGAGAAAGAUGCUUUGGAGAAGGAGCUUAUGGACUACUUAGAUAUGGAAGAUGGACAAGCAGUGUUAGCUUGUAGUGAAGAAGAGCAUGAGUGGGUAGAAGAAAUGAUGCAGGAAAUCAUGGCUCUUGAUGUUGAUGAAACUCCACGGGAGGAUGAACCUUUCGAAGAAAUCAACAAUGGUGAAAGUAUCCGAGUUCCUACAUCGGUUGAAAGUCCUCCCACCGAUUUGGAACUUAAGCAACUUCCGGAUCACUUGGAGUAUGCAUAUUUGGAAGAUGAAUUAAUUCCCACAAGAACUGUUACGGGGUGGAGGGUAUGCAUCGAUUAUCGGAAAUUGAAUGAAGCGACCCGCAAAGAUCAUUUCCCUUUACCAUUCAUUGACCAAAUGCUCGAACGGCUCGCCGGAAACGAGUAUUUCUGUUUUUUAGACGGGUUUUCUGGGUAUUUCCAAAUACCCAUAGACCCGAAAGACCAAGAAAAGACCACCUUUACUUGUCCCUAUGGCACUUAUGCCUAUAGGAGGAUGCCUUUCGGUCUUUGUAAUGCACCCGGUACUUUCCAACGUUGCAUGAAUGCAAUCUUUCAGGAUAUGCUAGAAACUUCCAUGGAAGUCUUUAUGGAUGAUUUUUCUGUGUUUGGUAGUUCAUUUGAAAAUUGUUUGAAGAGUCUUGACAAAAUGUUGGAAAGGUGUGAGCGGGCACAUUUGGUUUUGAAUUGGGAGAAAUGUCAUUUCAUGGUCAAGGAGGGUAUUGUUUUGGGACAUAAAGUUUCUAGAGAAGGGUUAGAGGUAGACAAAGCUAAAAUUGAUGUAAUAAGCAAAUUACCUCCACCUACAAAUGUUAAGUCGGUUAGAAGCUUCCUUGGUCAUGCCGGUUUUUACCGGAGGUUUAUUAAAGAUUUCUCCAAAAUCACUAGACCCAUGACUAAGUUGUUAGAGAAGGAUGUCCCGUUUGUUUUUGAUAAAGACUGUCUUGAUGCAUUCAACUUGCUUAAAGAAAGUUUGACCAAUUCCCCCAUUAUGACUCCACCCGAUUGGUCCUUACCAUUCGAGUUGAUGUGCGACGCUAGCGAUUAUGCCUUAGGGGCCGUUUUAGGCCAAAGGGGGGAUAAACACUUCCGCCCUAUUUCGUAUGCUAGCAAGACUUUGAACCCAGCUCAACAGAAUUACACUGUCACUGAGAAAGAGUUGUUAGCUGUGGUGUAUGCUUUUGAUAAAUUCCGUCCCUACUUGGUCCUUAACAAGACAAUUGUCUACACUGACCACUCUGCCCUUAGGUACUUGUUCACGAAACAAGAUGCUAAGCCUCGCUUGAUUCGUUGGGUCUUGCUUUUGCAAGAAUUCGACAUUGAAAUUAAAGACAAAAAGGGAGCAGAGAAUGUGGCAGCUGACCAUCUUAGUGAUGGUGGUUCAUUCUUUUGUACCCCCGAACAUCUGGUUCCACGACCCCAUGACUUGGGAGGAUCUCCGCGAGGGCCGGUCCAGUUUGGCCAUUAUACAAGUGGUGAUGCGGGCAUUUCUUCUUCUAUGCCCAGUUUUCCUGCAGGUGUUAGUUCCGGUUUUGCUGAUUAUGCUGGAGGUUCGGAAGCAGGAUUUGGAGCUAGUGGAUUUGGGCAGGCGGGUGAUCAGGGAGCAGGUGGUUAUGGCGGUUCUGGUUCAGGUCAAGAGGAAAAGCGCAGUUGGGUGGAUAAUCUCUUUGCACCACCCUGUUUUUCUGGUGGUAGGUUUUAUUGA
Erigeron canadensis is the source of this 2319-nucleotide messenger RNA. RefSeq lists its product as uncharacterized. The transcript is spliced from 4 exons. The record is from RefSeq and is a predicted model, not a curated record. The coding region runs from base 1 to 2319 and encodes 772 amino acids. Lineage: Eukaryota; Viridiplantae; Streptophyta; Magnoliopsida; Asterales; Asteraceae.